AUGGACGAAAACCGAAACCGCGCAGCAUCCGAGGAAAUGCUAGAGAACGUCUGGGCGAGCUUCAUCGGCCAAAGUCCAUCGGAACCGCCCGAAACGUGGGAACGAUUGCCUGGUCUCGACGCGAGAACUGGGUCGGCGGGGAUGUUGCAAAGGCUGCCUAGUUUAGGCAGAUGGGUGUCGAUGGGGUCCGAAGCCUGGGAGGAGAUCCUAAGUGAGAUCGUCCCUGGAAUGGCUCAAUCAGAUGUUAAAGACAGGACAAGCGGCUCAUGCUCCGAAGCUGAAGUGAAUUCCUCAGCAGGCAAGGCGGUGAUUGCGCGACACUACCGGGGAGUGAGGAGGCGGCCGUGGGGGAAGUACGCGGCUGAGAUACGGGACUCGUCGAGAAAGGGGGCCCGCGUUUGGCUCGGGACGUUCGACACGGCGGAGGAAGCCGCUCUGGCCUACGACAAGGCAUCACUGAGAAUUAGAGGGCCUAAGGCCUAUCUAAACUUGCCAAUUGAGCAAGUUGCUGAGGCUACUUCACACGAGGAUUGUCGGCGCAGAGUGUGGGGUAAUUCAGCCAUGAUUUCUCGAGGAACGGGCAGUGAUAGCACGUUGCCGAGCCGUGGAGAGAAAGUCGUCGAGGCGGGAAAGAGGGCGAGGGAGCCGGACAGAUUCGAUGGGGUGAUGAUGAAUGACGGACCUCCAUUGAAGAGGAUGGAGAGCAUGGGAGAGAGUCGCUGGAUCGAUGAAUUUGACGUUGUGGAAUUCCAAGAUUUGGGGAAUGAUUUGUUGGAUAGCUUGCUCUCUUGUUCAUAAGGAGAGAUGGUGAAUCUAGUCAUCAUUGAGACAGAUUCUUUUGAAGUAUGGUCGAGGAUGUUUGUAAGAUUUUGUUCGUCUCUGUUGCAAGAUUUAGUGUAAAUGGUUCUCC
This is a messenger RNA of Rhodamnia argentea, 910 nucleotides long. Its product is annotated as ethylene-responsive transcription factor ERF091. Gene Ontology annotation, molecular function: DNA-binding transcription factor activity; DNA binding. The record is from RefSeq and is a predicted model, not a curated record. The transcript has a single exon. The coding region runs from base 1 to 798 and encodes 265 amino acids. Lineage: Eukaryota; Viridiplantae; Streptophyta; Magnoliopsida; Myrtales; Myrtaceae. Gene Ontology annotation, biological process: regulation of DNA-templated transcription; ethylene-activated signaling pathway.